Molecule: messenger RNA, 2620 nt
Organism: Toxotes jaculatrix (banded archerfish)
Lineage: Eukaryota; Metazoa; Chordata; Actinopteri; Toxotidae
Gene: rabggta
Product: Rab geranylgeranyltransferase subunit alpha
Exons: 19
Coding region: 320-2149 (609 amino acids)
Biological process (GO): protein geranylgeranylation
Cellular component (GO): cytoplasm; Rab-protein geranylgeranyltransferase complex
Molecular function (GO): Rab geranylgeranyltransferase activity; zinc ion binding; protein binding
Source: RefSeq, a predicted model, not a curated record
UACCAGGAGCUGAGCGUGGGUUGUCAGCCGUGUAGGACCUGGGGGACUUCCAGCUGACCUUGUUGGGACUGUUUCCCUCAAGGAUCAACAAGAUGUUGCAGAACCUGAACAAAGCCUUUGACCACACACUAUAUGGCCUGAAACCAAAACAUGGAUUUUUUGCACGGAUUCCUGUUGUGAAUGACGACCUGCCGGCUCGGAUCAUCUCAGCCUGUGUUCAGGUGAAACCAAACGUGAAGGAGUUCUGUGAGUCCAGUGUGGUCUUUGUUUAUGGGAGCGCCAUAAACAAGGCUCAUCAACCCUCCCCUCAGAAGAGACCAUGGUGAAGGAAAUUCAGAGAGACUCUGCAACAAUGCACCAGAGGUUUUUGAAGAAGUCUCCUUCCCAGACAGAAAGGAUGCAUGGACGACUGAAGAUUAAAUCUACAGCCCAGCAGGAGGAGGAGAAAAGAAAGGAGCGAGAGAAGAAACUGAAGAUAUACGUGACUGCGCGAGAUGCCUGUUUUUCUAAGAGGAAGGAGGGUAUUUUGGAUGAUGAGGCUCUCCAGCUGACCCAGCAGCUGCUAUCAGCCAAUCCUGACUUUGCAACCUUCUGGAACUACAGAAGAGAGAUCCUAAUGCACCUGGAGACUGUGAAGGACGAGGAUGAAAUGCAAAAGAUUUACGAGGCUGAGCUGUCAUUUUUGGAGUCUUGCCUGAAGGUGAACCCAAAGUCCUACGGCAGCUGGCACCACCGAGGCUGGGUCUCAGUCCGCUUGCCUCGACCGGAUUGGGCCAGAGAGCUGAGCCUGUGUGAUCGCUGCCUCAGCCUGGACGACCGCAACUUCCAUUGCUGGGAUUAUCGCAGGAUGGUUGUGAAGAUGUCUGGUGUGCCCGUGGAUCAGGAGUUGGGUUUCACUGAUCGUCUUAUUGGCUCCAACUUUUCCAACUAUUCCAGCUGGCACUACCGCAGCACCCUGCUGCCGCUUCUCCACCCAGAAUCUCCUGAGCCCCCGUCACCGUGCCGCAAGCCUCCCCAGACCUCCCCUCCACCUUCUCCACAAACUCACUCCCAUCGCGUCUGUGAAGAGCAGCUACUCAAAGAGUAUGAGCUUGUACAGAACGCUUUCUUCACUGACCCCAACGACCAGAGUGCUUGGUUCUACUAUCGGUGGUUGCUAGGUAGAGCGGAGCGUGAAGAGAUGAUAAGCUGUGUGUAUGCCAGUCGGGAUGAGGAGAGAGUAGCUGUCGCCUUCUCCAGGCCGGUUAAUGCUCAGACGGUCGGCCUGCUCCUGGUGCUUGACGGUCAGCCUCAGAGAGUGGAGUGGAGGAGCGUGCACCCGCGCUUUAAACACAGCCCUGUCUGGAUUUGUGAUCUUCCACCUGGAACGAUAAGCGACAUCACCAACGAACACAAUCUGACCGUGCACUGGACUGAAAAACACACUCACAGAGACUGUGCUCUUUACACAGGUCGAACUGAGAGUUACUGUCGGGACUCUGCCACGGAUCAGGAGCUUUUCAGGAGUGAACUCUCAGUAGAAAAGACCUCAGUGUUACAGUCAGAGCUACAAUCAUGCAAUCAGCUACAAGAACUGGAGCCGCGCAAUAAAUGGUGCUUACUGACCAUCAUCCUCCUGAUGAGGGCGCUAGACCCACUGGGAUAUGAAAAGGAGACACUUGCUCAUUUCCAAACACUGAAAGAAGUGGAUCCCAUGCGCUCUGCAUAUUACAGUGACCUGUGCAGCAAGUUUAUGAUUGAAAACACCAUCCUAAAAAUGGAAUAUGCUGAAGUGCGCGUCUUCAGCAUUUCUGACAAGAACCUGACCACAUUAUGCCACCUGGACCAGCUGUUACUGGUCACCCAUAUCAAUCUGUCCUCUAAUCAUCUGCAGCGGUUGCCUCCUCAGUUCGCUAUGUUGCAGUGCUUAGAGGUCUUGGAGGCUGAUAACAACUCCAUAGAAAAUCUGGAGGGACUGUAUCGCCUUCCCAGACUGGAGGAAGUCUCCUUGAAGAAUAACAAAAUCUCUGCCCUGGCAGAUCUUCAGCCCCUGGCUUCCUGCCCCAAGCUGAAGCGCCUCGAUCUCCGUGGCAACCCUGUCACUCAGACAGCCAACAUCGAGUCGGAGUUAGCUGAGCUGCUGCCCUCAGUGACAGACCUCCUGCUCUGAUCAGAGGGAGGGCAGGAAUCACUGCCACCAUUGUCCUGUCGUUGAAUUGUCCUUCAACUUUCUCAAGUGUGUUUGUUUGUGAAAGAGCAAGUGGGUGUUUUUUUUUUUUUCAAGUGUUGUGCGACUCUGUUUGUUCCACUUGUUUGGGAGAAUGUCAAUCACAGCAACCCCACAGGGUCUGAAAGCCUCAUGCUUCAGGGCACAUUUCAGAAACCUCUCUAACACCGUCAGUGAACUGUCUAGAUUUAUGUGUGUGAGUGUUUCAUAACCAGUGUUGCGGUUCUUUAAUUGUGUGUGCGUACGGAUGUCCUUAAUACAACACACCAAAAUGCAUGCAGAAACCCUAGUAAUGGAGUAAAUUGACUGUAUAUGGAUUGGCGUGCAGAAAUGCUGGCUUAUUGCUUCUAUAAGCUUUAAAACGGUUUAAUUUACAAAAAAAAAAUAAAAAGCUUAGUACUAAUCAUCAGAGCA